UCAGAAAAAAAUUAUACCCCUAAUUAAACUUAUGGUACAACUUAUAGGCAUCAGGUCCGUAAAACAAACUCAUGACCAUAGUUUUGCCCCUUUAAUCAGAUGAAUCUACCAAAAAAAAACAAUAAUGAGUAUGAGAUUGUGCACUUUUGGUGUCAGAAGUUCGGUUUUCAGACUUCAAUGCACUUAGGGGAGAUGCUAGCUCCUCUGGGUACUUUCUUCGACAAUCUAAAAAUCCUCAAUUGGUUUGAUAAAGGCGUUCGCAGGGUUUAUUUGCUUAGGGACGCCAAGACAAAUGUACCUUUUGCCGCGUUGUCAAAUGAUCUAUGGUCACAGGCCCCCGAAAAAGUGUAUCCUAUGGGAUGAUGACAUAUAGUUAAUUUAUUCAAGUGGUUGACAUUGGUUCUGGACAGACGUCUCUUUGAGGGGAUUCACAUUCUCUUCGGGAGAAUACGUGAACUGGGGCUGGUACCUUUUCACCUGAGCCAAUGUUGCGA
Molecule: messenger RNA, 494 nt
Organism: Metschnikowia bicuspidata var. bicuspidata NRRL YB-4993
Lineage: Eukaryota; Fungi; Ascomycota; Pichiomycetes; Serinales; Metschnikowiaceae
Exons: 1
Coding region: 100-363 (87 amino acids)
Source: RefSeq, a predicted model, not a curated record